AUGAACGAUUCUCUCAACUUACAAGCAGAUGUCGCAAGAGCUAUCGAGCUGUUAGAUACGUUGCUCAAAUGUCCUGAUUUACAACCAGCAAAAUUGGCAUCUCUGCAAAGAAUUCUGCAGUCUGAUUUCUUUAAUAUGGUUCGAGAGGUUUAUGAACAUAUUUAUGACACGGUAGAUGUUGGUGGAUCGGAAGAAGUAAGAGCUAGUGCCACUGCUAAAGCAACGGUUGCCGCUUUUGCAGCCAGUGAAGGACAUGCCCAUCCUAGAGUUGUCGAACUUCCAAAAACCGACGAAGGGCUUGGUUUUAAUGUAAUGGGGGGUAAAGAACAGAAUUCUCCAAUCUACAUUAGUCGUAUUAUCCCUGGUGGCGUAGCUCAUCGUCAAGGUAAACUCAAACGCGGUGACCAGCUCCUCUCCGUUAAUGGUGUUUCUGUGGAGAACGAAAAUCAUGAAAAGGCAGUUGAACUACUGAAAUCUGCCCAAGAGUAA
Messenger RNA from Rodentolepis nana, 489 nucleotides. NCBI's taxonomy places the organism in Eukaryota, Metazoa, Platyhelminthes, Cestoda, Cyclophyllidea, Hymenolepididae. The record is from the annotation of a GenBank genome assembly.